AUGGAUUUCCUUCAAGCUACAUGGUUGCUGGUUGUUAUGGUUAUAUUUCAUAUCUAUAUUAUAACAGCGGAUCAGAUCUGUAACCAAUGUGAUUGUACUAUCAGAGACAGCACCGGAAAAGGAAAUAUAAAUGUUAAACCGAAAUGUCAAAGUGGUAAAAUCACAUGGCCUGAUCCCGUUAGUGCCGUCCGUUUAGAACUGAAACCGGAAGUGGUGGGUCCAUUCAAGGCUUGUAUUGCUCUAAAGAGCGAAAAUAUUGUGACAUUGGUUUCCAGAGAGAUUACCACAGAAACAGUGAACUAUAGAACUAGGUCAUAUGAUUCAAAAGUAGAUCUACUGCCAUGGUUUAGUGUCGAAGGUCAAGGUAAAGAACAUUGUGUCACGUCAUCUGAAUCAUCUGUAAUGUUAUACCUUGAGAUCGAGUCUACAACUGAAGAUUCUGGAUUAUCCAGAACUUUUAUAUAUUAUGAUAUUGAAUUGAUACCAGACAACAAGUUCAGUCCCGAUCCCAUGGAAGAAUGUCAACCCUGUUCAGACGAUGAAAUAUUAAGAUCUUACUGUAUCAGCGACUAUGUUGUAGUUGGAAGAAUGAAAGAGGUGAACUUCCAAUCUGAACUUGACAAAACGAAAGUGAACAUAAUCGUAGACCAGAUCGUCAAGACUACAGAUGAAGACAUAUUUAAAAGACAUGACAAUCUUCUUGAGGGUGCAUUGUUCACUUCGGUACAUUGUGGUGUUCAGAAAGGACCUGGACAAUUUUUAUUUACUGGAAGAAACAGACUCGGUCAACCAAUUCUGACAUGUGCGCCGUUCUAUGACCAAUGGAUACAAAUUCAAAGACUAGCUCAAGAAAAGGGAACAAUCGAAUGCGCCUAUGGUUGA
Molecule: messenger RNA, 882 nt
Organism: Lottia gigantea (owl limpet)
Lineage: Eukaryota; Metazoa; Mollusca; Gastropoda; Lottiidae
Exons: 4
Coding region: 1-882 (293 amino acids)
Molecular function (GO): hormone activity
Source: RefSeq, a predicted model, not a curated record